GAGCCUUUUGUAAACUCUUGGGCUUGGGCCCACGCCGAUUUGAAAAGUUAAAGAAGUCAGUGAAGUCUGCUGAUCCUGUCCCCUUCGAUCGGCGUUUUAUUGUGGGUGCUAAGCUUCGUCGAGUUUCUGAAUCAAGGCAGAUUGCGCAUGAGUAUUUGGAAGAGUUGUACGCUACCAUUGCGGAGGCAAUGCCAGAGGUCAGCGAACCUGGCAUCGUGCGCCAAAUGUCCUUCCGCCGUCGCAGAGGAAAGCGGCCAAAACUGGCUAGCCGUCAAAGUAAGAUCGCCAACGACAAGAAGGGAGUUAUGAGGCUAUUGCCACCUGGUACGUUUGGAGAAUACUUGGACCUCCUCAAAGCACGAC
This is a messenger RNA of Durusdinium trenchii, 363 nucleotides long. NCBI's taxonomy places the organism in Eukaryota, Dinophyceae, Suessiales, Symbiodiniaceae. The record is from the annotation of a GenBank genome assembly.